AUGACGCACCUCAGUGUAUACGGUGGUUUAUUCUCUGAUCCACCACUAAUUUCCACAGAUGCCGAUCCAAAGCUCACGGAUCCGUACAAUAAGAUGGAUACCAUCCCAUCACGUUAUCUUGGCAAAGGGAUGACCAUAGGCCGUGGGGCUACAGGAGCAGGUCCGGAAGUAUUUUUUGACAAAAAGUUUCUCACUUUGGCUUCUCAGGAACAAAACGGGGGUAAAGAUGUUGGACCUUUUGAAGAUUUAGAAACCCGAAGUCGUCAAGAGGCGUUGGAAUCCAAAAAGAAGAAUAUUUCCACUAAAGAGUUUUUACCACCUUCUUUUCCAAAGCAUAGUGAUGGUCCUGGAAGUUACGCGGGUUGUUUCCAGAAUCGGCCGUAUGAAUUUAUUAUGCCAGGUGAAGAAGAUGAUAAGAAAAAACGACGACAUCGUAAAAAGAAUGCAGAUGAAUCUGCUGAGGGUGAUAAACGUAAAACUGCUCUUCCAAAUGUAAAGACAAAUCCGGGAAAGAAAGGUACAUAUGGUUUUCCUGGUGUUCUUUUAAAUAACCCAAAGUACGAUGAUAACUGGCGACAAGAGUAUGAACGGUGGGAGGCGGCAAAAGCGAAAGCAGAGAAAAAAGCUGCACCACCUAAAGAAAUGGGAGGUCCAUUUAAGGUACCAGGUGUUACGCACGACUACUUAGAUGAACUUCCUGGUACGGGAGUAUCAGGUGUAUAUCACUUUGAACCUGUAGAGGAAAAACCAUCAAAGCGCAAGAGGCGUGCAAAGGCUGCGGCAGCAGAUGUCCCAGUGUUUGAGCAAGAGAAACCAAUGACCUUCAUCUGGAGCAGAUCCGGUAAUGAGGGUUGUUUUGAUCCCUUUCCCAACACUUGGAUCGAUCCUGAUGCGAUGGAGGCCGCAAAAAAUAAAGGGAAGAAGAAGAGGAAGAAUAGGAAACAAAAUGCAGAAUAUGUUCCAGGACCACCAAAAGGGGCUACUGGUAUUUGGAAACCCAACUCAUUCCCGGACACAACAGUGGUACAGUCUUGUCUUCGCCGAUUUUACUGA
Molecule: messenger RNA, 1053 nt
Organism: Trypanosoma theileri
Lineage: Eukaryota; Euglenozoa; Kinetoplastea; Trypanosomatida; Trypanosomatidae
Exons: 1
Coding region: 1-1053 (350 amino acids)
Source: RefSeq, a predicted model, not a curated record